Molecule: messenger RNA, 1520 nt
Organism: Coccinella septempunctata (seven-spotted ladybird)
Lineage: Eukaryota; Metazoa; Arthropoda; Insecta; Coleoptera; Coccinellidae
Exons: 2
Coding region: 41-1339 (432 amino acids)
Molecular function (GO): catalytic activity
Source: RefSeq, a predicted model, not a curated record
UGUCAAAAAUGAUAUCAGAUUUAAGGUGAGAGAGGAUAUAAUGAGGAUGUCAAUUAAGAUGGUAGUGGAAAUAUCAGCAAUUGAAAUUAUCUUAGGUACAGAAGCAUCUUUAGUAUUAGCAAUUUAUCGGCCAUCAGGUGAAGCAGACAUUUUUUUCGAUACACUUGAAAAAAUAUUAAAUGUUUUGAGUGGAAACAAGAGAAUUAUUAUAACGGGUGAUUUCAACAUAAACAUGCUGAAUCAAAAUCACAGCAAUACACAAAUAUUCAAGCAACUCUUGUACUCAUAUGGUGUAACUCCAACGAUUAUGGAACCUACAAGAAUUACAGCAACUACAAAAACUUGUAUCGAUAACAUCUUGACGAAUUAUACAGAAUAUGAAGCGGGGACAUUUCCAAACCAUAUGUCAGAUCAUAAUACCACCCAAACCAUUACUUUAAAAUGGAGAAGUACUGAAAUAAGUCGGAAUUACAUAUAUAAAAGAGUUGUAAAUGAGUAUACACUGUCAGUCCUCAAAGAAGAACUUAAAGAAGAAAAUUGGGAUGGAAUUUGGGAAAUUCCACAAGAAAAUGUCGAUGAGCAAUGGAACUCUUUUUUGGAAAGCUACACAGAACACUUCAAAUAUGCUUGUCCAUUGAAAAAAAUUGAUAAGGCACACAAUACAAAGAAACUAUUGAAAAUGAAACCUAAUGAGGAGCAGAUUAAUUGUAAGAAAAAGCUUGACAUACUUUAUACCCUCAAGACUUUCAAUCAAAGCUAUAAUGAGGAUUACAAAAAAGUGAAAAGGGAAUAUGACUCUAUCUUGAGAAAACAGAAAUGCCAAGUAUACAAAGGAAAAAUACUUACUUCAGAUAAUAAAAGCAAAAGUCUAUGGCAAUGUGUGAAGGAUAUCAAAGGAGCGGAAAGCAGAGAGUCAAUACGGUUAGAGGGAAAUCCAAAACAAAUAGCAACUGAUUUCAAUCAUCAUUUCUCUACAGCGGCAUUAGAACUCAUAAACAGAAUGAGGGAUGUUCCUUUCACACAUAAUAUUGAACGUGUAACUGAAAAACUCAUCUUCAGACAAAUAACUGAGAAUGAGGUGCUAUUGGCUUGUUCCAAGUUAAAAAAUAAAGAUAGUUGUGGCAUAGAUGGUAUUUCUAAUAGAGUUAUCAAGAGCUCCAUAGACUUAAUACUUCAACCACUAACAUAUAUUAUCAACAAUAUGCUAACCUAUGGAAUAUUCCCACAGCAAUUAAAAGAAGCAAAGGUAAUACCGAUUUAUAAGAAAGGAGAUGCUAAUGAAAUGUCUAAUUAUAGGCCGAUCAACUUCUGGAAUUUCUCUUGGAGAAAGAUAUAUUAGCAUCCUCACAACAUGCCUAUAUUAAAGGAAAAUCAACAAAUACUGCCAUUUAUGAUUUCAUAGUAGAGAUAGUGGAGGCAUUUGAAGAAAAAGAUCUGACCAUGGGCAUUUUCCUAGACCUAUCAAAAGCUUUUGAUAGCCUAUCACAUCAACAUCUAGUGCAUAAAAUGAAACAACUUGG